AUGCACAUCGAAGGGAAGUCUCCAAAUGGCAUGUUCGGAUUCCACGUACCAACAGUGUGCGGCAAGUUUGAACGCACGACGAAAUGGGAGAAGACCUGGGCGGCAUGCUUUACCAAUUUGCUCAACGAUGUGAUCAGAUACGACAACGAGACCAACGGUCCUUGGCCAGAGUUUGACGCUGCCUGCAAGCAAGUCAUCGACGUCGUUAUCCCAAGACUCCUAGGUGCUCUCCAGUCAGAUGGUCGGAACAUUGAGCCUGUGUUGAUCCAUGGCGAUUUGUGGGAGCAGAAUGUUGGCAUCGACAUGGAGACCGGCGAUACAAUCCUGUUCGACCCUGGAUGUGUGUAUGCCCAUAAUGAGAUGGAGUUCGGCACAUGGAGAGCGUCUUGGGCCUGCCAUUUCAACUCUCCGAUAUACAUGCGAUUGUAUCAGCGCCAUAUCGAACCCUCUGAGCCUGUAGACGAGUGGGACGACCGCAAUCGACUUUACAGUAUCCAUAUAUAUCUGAACGACUCCGCGGGCCAUCCUGGUAGUAUCUCGAGGGCUACGUGA
Alternaria arbusti is the source of this 552-nucleotide messenger RNA. RefSeq lists its product as uncharacterized. The transcript has a single exon. Lineage: Eukaryota; Fungi; Ascomycota; Dothideomycetes; Pleosporales; Pleosporaceae. Bases 1 to 552 code for a protein of 183 amino acids. The record is from RefSeq and is a predicted model, not a curated record.